Messenger RNA from Odobenus rosmarus divergens (Pacific walrus), 1338 nucleotides. It is a transcript of the gene KCNJ4, whose product is annotated as potassium inwardly-rectifying channel, subfamily J, member 4. Gene Ontology annotation, biological process: regulation of monoatomic ion transmembrane transport; potassium ion import across plasma membrane. The coding region runs from base 1 to 1338 and encodes 445 amino acids. Gene Ontology annotation, cellular component: plasma membrane. Lineage: Eukaryota; Metazoa; Chordata; Mammalia; Carnivora; Odobenidae. The transcript is spliced from 2 exons. Gene Ontology annotation, molecular function: inward rectifier potassium channel activity. The record is from RefSeq and is a predicted model, not a curated record.
AUGCACGGGCACAGCCGCAACGGGCAGGCCCACGUGCCCCGGCGGAAACGCCGCAACCGCUUCGUCAAGAAGAACGGCCAAUGCAACGUCUACUUCGCCAACCUGAGCAACAAGUCGCAGCGCUACAUGGCGGACAUUUUCACCACCUGCGUGGACACGCGCUGGCGCUACAUGCUCAUGAUCUUCUCCGCCGCCUUCCUGGUCUCCUGGCUCUUCUUUGGCCUCCUCUUCUGGUGUAUCGCCUUCUUCCACGGCGACCUGGAGGCUGGCCCGGCGGCAGCGGCNGCAGGGGGCGCCCCGACGGGCGGUGGCGCGGCCGCCCCGACGGCCCCCAAGCCCUGCAUCAUGCACGUGAACGGCUUCCUGGGCGCCUUCCUGUUCUCGGUGGAGACGCAGACGACCAUCGGCUACGGGUUCCGGUGCGUGACGGAGGAGUGCCCGCUGGCGGUCAUUGCCGUGGUGGUCCAGUCCAUCGUGGGCUGCGUCAUCGACUCCUUCAUGAUCGGCACCAUCAUGGCCAAGAUGGCUCGGCCCAAGAAGCGGGCGCAGACGCUGCUGUUCAGCCACCACGCGGUCAUCUCGGUGCGCGACGGCAAGCUCUGCCUGAUGUGGCGCGUGGGCAACCUGCGCAAGAGCCACAUCGUGGAGGCCCACGUGCGGGCCCAGCUCAUCAAGCCCUACAUGACCCAGGAGGGCGAGUACCUGCCACUGGACCAGCGGGACCUCAACGUGGGCUACGACAUCGGCCUGGACCGCAUCUUCCUGGUGUCGCCCAUCAUCAUCGUCCACGAGAUCGACGAGGACAGCCCGCUCUAUGGCAUGGGCAAGGAGGAGCUAGAGUCGGAGGACUUUGAGAUCGUGGUCAUCCUCGAGGGCAUGGUGGAGGCCACCGCCAUGACCACCCAGGCCCGCAGCUCCUACCUGGCCAGUGAGAUCCUGUGGGGCCACCGCUUUGAGCCCGUGGUCUUCGAGGAGAAGAGCCACUACAAGGUGGACUACUCGCGCUUCCACAAGACCUACGAGGUGGCCGGCACGCCCUGCUGCUCCGCCCGGGAGCUGCAGGAGAGCAAGAUCACCGUGCUGCCUGCCCCGCCGCCCCCGCCCAGUGCCUUCUGCUAUGAGAACGAGCUGGCCCUCAUGAGCCAGGAGGAAGAGGAGAUGGAGGAGGAGGCGGCAGCCGCUGCUGCCGUGGCCGCGGGCCUGGGCCUGGAGGCGGGCUCCAAGGAGGAGGCGGGCAUCAUCCGAAUGCUGGAGUUUGGCAGCCACCUGGAUCUGGAGCGCAUGCAAGCCACCCUCCCGCUGGACAACAUCUCCUACCGCAGGGAGUCCGCCAUCUGA